GUGGGAAAGAAAGUUUGGGAAGUUUCACACGAGCCGUUCGCGUGCAGUCCCAGAUAUAUAUAGAGGCCGCCAGGGCCUGGGGAUCACACAGGAUCCGGAGCUGGUGCUGAUAACAGUGGAAUCCCCCGUCUACCUCUCUCCUUGGUCCUGGAACAGCGCUACUGAUCGCCAAGUAGCCACAAAAUAUUAUUAUAAACCCUCAGCACUUGCUCAGUAGGUUUGUGAAAGUCUCAAGUAAAAGAGACACAAAGAAUUCUUUUUCGUGAAGAACUCCAAAAAUAAAAUUCUCUAGAGAUUAAAAAAAAAAAAAAAAAAGGAAAAUGCCAGCUGAUAUAAUGGAGAAAAAUUCCUCGUCCCCGGUGGCUGCUACCCCAGCCAGUGUCAACACGACACCGGAUAAACCAAAGACAGCAUCUGAGCACAGAAAGUCAUCAAAGCCUAUCAUGGAGAAAAGACGAAGAGCAAGAAUAAAUGAAAGUCUGAGCCAGCUGAAAACACUGAUUUUGGAUGCUCUUAAGAAAGAUAGCUCGCGGCAUUCCAAGCUGGAGAAGGCGGACAUUCUGGAAAUGACAGUGAAGCACCUCCGGAACCUGCAGCGGGCGCAGAUGACGGCUGCGCUGAGCACAGACCCAAGCGUGCUGGGGAAGUACCGCGCUGGCUUCAGCGAGUGCAUGAACGAGGUGACCCGCUUCCUGUCCACGUGCGAGGGCGUUAAUACCGAGGUGCGCACUCGGCUGCUCGGCCACCUGGCCAACUGCAUGACCCAGAUCAAUGCCAUGACCUACCCCGGGCAGCCGCACCCCGCCUUGCAGGCGCCGCCGCCGCCCCCACCAGGACCCGGCGGCCCCCAGCACGCGCCGUUCGCGCCGCCGCCGCCGCUCGUGCCCAUCCCCGGGGGCGCGGCGCCCCCUCCCGGCGGCGCGCCCUGCAAGCUGGGCAGCCAGGCUGGAGAGGCAGCUAAGGUGUUUGGAGGCUUCCAGGUGGUACCGGCUCCCGAUGGCCAGUUUGCUUUCCUCAUUCCCAACGGGGCCUUCGCGCACAGCGGCCCUGUCAUCCCGGUCUACACCAGCAACAGCGGCACCUCCGUGGGUCCCAACGCAGUGUCACCUUCCAGCGGCCCCUCGCUUACGGCAGACUCCAUGUGGAGGCCGUGGCGGAACUGAGGGGGCUCGAGGCCACCCCUCCUCCUAAACUCCCCAACCGACCUCUCUUCCCUCUGGACUGUAAACAGGAACUUGAAUACUGGGAGAGAAAAGGACUUUUUUGAUUAAGUGGUUACUUUGUGUUUUUUUAAUUUCUAAAAAGUUACCUUUUGUAGAGAGAGCUGUAUUAAGUGACUGACCAUGCACUAUAUUUGUAUAUAUUUUAUAUGUUCAUAUUGGAUUGCGCCUUUGUAUAAAAGCUCAGAUGACAUUUCGUUUUUUACACGAGAUUUCUUUUUUAUGUGAUGCCAAAGAUGUUUGAAAAUGCUCUUAAAAUAUCUUCCUUUGGGGAAGUUUAUUUGAGAAAAUAUAAUAAAAGGAAAAAGUAAAGGCUUUUA
Rhinopithecus roxellana (golden snub-nosed monkey) is the source of this 1540-nucleotide messenger RNA. It is a transcript of the gene HES1, whose product is annotated as hes family bHLH transcription factor 1. Gene Ontology annotation, cellular component: nucleus. Lineage: Eukaryota; Metazoa; Chordata; Mammalia; Primates; Cercopithecidae. The transcript is spliced from 4 exons. The coding region runs from base 321 to 1163 and encodes 280 amino acids. Gene Ontology annotation, biological process: regulation of transcription by RNA polymerase II; negative regulation of neuron differentiation; anterior/posterior pattern specification. Gene Ontology annotation, molecular function: E-box binding; protein dimerization activity; DNA-binding transcription factor activity, RNA polymerase II-specific. The record is from RefSeq and is a predicted model, not a curated record.